Molecule: messenger RNA, 545 nt
Organism: Moneuplotes crassus
Lineage: Eukaryota; Ciliophora; Spirotrichea; Euplotida; Euplotidae
Source: the annotation of a GenBank genome assembly
CAUUUUAGUUGUAAGAAUAAUUUUCAAAUGGGAACUAAGCUUUCAAGAAGUUCAAGCAUUCAUGAUGAAUUCGAAGAAAAAUUCGGAUGUGAUCACUACUCUGAUGAUACAAUCAUCAAAAGCCAGAGAUGGAAGACAGUACCAAUGUCUCUUGAAGAAUCUGAUAUGGUUCUCAAGAGGAUGACUACUAUCUGUGAGAACGCCUGCGUAGAAGGAACAACUGGGCUUAGGAAGUCUAAGAGCGUAACUACACAUGAUGCUAUAGAAUUCGAGUAUUACUGCGAAAAGUGUAAAGGACUUAAGUACAUCACCAUUGAGCUCUGGCCAAGUGGUGAGAUCAGAAGAUGUGGCAAGUACACCAAGGUCAUCAAAACAAGAGAGGAAAGAGUACCAAAAAGACUUAAGAUGGGUAAAGUCGAAGAGACCUUCAAAGAUUUUGAAGACAUUAGGUACGACAUGCUUGAUGGUAGAAGAUCAGCCCAAAAUUUUUGCGAGCAAGUCUGGACAAAGCUUGUAGAGGAUUAACGAUCUUCAAAGAUAUGAUC